GCCUAUUGGCUUGGCUUUGAUAAAGGCCAAUUACUCUCCUCCUCCUCCGACCUUCCAUUGCUCGCCUCGCUCCUCCGCUCCCGCGCCGCCGUCUCCGAUGGCCUCCACGAGCCCUAGCCCCGCCUCCCUCUCCACGCCGCUGCUCUCGGGCUCCAUCGCGCCCGCCCGCGGCGCCAACGGGCACGGCAACAACAGCCACCGCCAUCACCACCCCCACGACGACAGCGACGCCGCGGCCUCCGUGUGCGGCGACGGCGGCGGGGACCCGUUCGCGUUCCUCUCGGAGGAUCGGCCGCCGCGGGACCGGGGCGCGUCGCCGGCGGACCCGUUCCGCAACGCGACGCCGGCGGACCCGUUCCGCAACGCGACGCCGGCGUGGGGCGGCGGCGUCUACGCGUGGGCGAGGACGCUGCUGCUCCUGCCGGUCGCAGCGCUGCGGCUGGCGCUGUUCGGGCUCGCCAUCGCGAUCGGGUACGCGGCAACAUGGGUGGCGCUGCGCGGGUGGGCCCACGCGCAGGGGCGGUCGCGGGAGGGCACCGGGCCCAUGCCGGCGUGGCGCCGCCGGCUCAUGUGGAUCACGCGGAUCUCCGCCCGCUGCAUCCUCUUCUCAUUCGGGUACCACUGGAUCAGAAAGAAAGGCAGGCCUGCUCCUAGGGAACUCGCACCUAUAGUUGUUUCCAAUCAUAUCUCGUACAUAGAACCCAUAUUCUUCUUCUACGAAUUGUUCCCAACCAUUGUUUCAUCUGAGUCUCAUGAUGCCCUACCGUUUGUUGGAACAAUUAUUCGGGCGAUGCAGGUUAUAUAUGUUGAUAGAUUCUCACCAGCUUCUAGGAAGGCUGCUGUAAAUGAAAUAAAGAGAAAGGCAGCUUGCAAUAGCUUCCCACGGGUCCUGUUAUUCCCUGAAGGCACCACAACAAAUGGGAGAUUCCUGAUUUCUUUCCAACAUGGCGCAUUCAUACCUGGCUACCCUGUUCAACCUGUUGUUGUCCGUUAUCCACAUGUGCACUUUGAUCAAUCAUGGGGAAAUAUAUCGUUGUUAAAGCUCAUGUUUAAGAUGUUCACCCAGUUUCAUAAUUUCAUGGAGGUAGAGUACCUCCCUGUUGUCUACCCUCCUGAGAUCAAGCAAGAGAAUGCCCUUCAUUUUGCAGAGAAUACCAGCUAUGCUAUGGCACGUGCCCUUAAUGUUUUACCCACUUCUUAUUCAUAUGGUGAUUCAAUGAUUAUGGCACGAGCAGUAGAAGCCGGAAAGGAUAAUUGCUCAAAUUACAUGGUACAAAUGGCUUGGGUAAAAGAUAUGUAUGGUGUAAACACAGCAGAAGCAAUGGAGCUAUUGGAAAACUUCUUGGCUAUGAAUCCAGAUAGCGAUGGACAUGUGAAAGCACAGGACUUUUGGGCUCAUUUUGGUCUGGAUUGCAGUCCUCUGUGUAAGAAGAUAUUUCACUAUUUCAAUUCUGGCAUUACGGAUUCGAUUACAUUCUGUCAGGUAUCAACUUCGAUUUUCAAUUGGAUUUUACAAGAGCCAUGCAGUUUUACAUGCAACAGCAAGAUUUCUGUAAUGCACUGGGCGCAUGUGAGACUGCCUUUGAGAAGUGCAGGGAUCCUGAAACAUCCGACAUCUCCAGGGGACAGCUAGCUGAUGUCCUGCGGUUAAGCAUGCUUCUGCCAUCUGAUGAUGGGAUGUUGAGGCUGUUCAAGACGUUUGAUGUCGACGGUGACGAAAAGAUCAGCAGGGAUGACUUCCUCACAUGCCUUGGGAGGUUCCCCUUCCUGAUAGCGUUCUUUGCAGCCCCGAUCAAUGGGGAGGUGUACAUCGAGAUAGUCUGAAUGUUUGAAGUGGUGGCGUGUAAGAGUAAAGGCUGGAGCCGACAGACGCUGAGACGCGGGCAGGGGAUCCCUCCGUUUAUGCAAUGGGAUACCCACUACGGCUCCUCCAUUUUGAAACCCAAACCCAAAACAUCCUUAUUCUUCGGUGGCAUCAAGUGGCUAACCAGUAUAGUGCGACAGUUUUGUUUCGUUUCUUCGUUGAAAUUAUUGUUUUCAUUUCAGAAACCUUCAGUGAGAUACUCGCCGGACUCUACUUGUGGUAGUAGAAUAUCGAUCGAGCUGAGAGUGCGCAUAGAAAAGAUUUGUAAUCUGAACUCUUGUAAACAAGACAUUUUUGGGCAAAGAAUGACUGUAGAGUUGGUUCC
This is a messenger RNA of Panicum virgatum (switchgrass), 2189 nucleotides long. RefSeq names its product lysophospholipid acyltransferase LPEAT2-like. The record is from RefSeq and is a predicted model, not a curated record. Gene Ontology annotation, molecular function: calcium ion binding; lysophosphatidylethanolamine acyltransferase activity. The transcript has 13 exons. Bases 98 to 1633 code for a protein of 511 amino acids. Lineage: Eukaryota; Viridiplantae; Streptophyta; Magnoliopsida; Poales; Poaceae. Gene Ontology annotation, biological process: phospholipid metabolic process.